AUGGUGGUAGUUUUCUUGCUGGGACUAAGUUAUUUGUGCUCUCCCCUGGGAGCCUUGGUUCUGGAUUCUAAUACCAUCAAGAGUUCUGCUGAGGUACAAGACCCUCGGAAGGGUUCUUCACAGUGCUUGAAUGACAAAGAUUGUGGUUCCAAAAAAUUCUGCCUCAAAUCCAGAGAUGAAAAGCCAUUCUGUACAAUGUGCCGGGGGUUACGGAGACGAUGCCAGCGGAAUGGCAUGUGUUGCCCAGGGACUCUCUGUGUCAAUGAUGUUUGUACACUCAUUGAGGAGACAACCCCAAUCCUGGAGAGAAAUGAUGGCCAAGAAGGCUUGGAUUCCAAGGUGACAACUCAGCAUCCAAUUCAAGAAAGCAAACCCAAAAAGAAGCCCAACAUUAACAGAUCCCAAGGCAGCAAAGGGCAAGAAGGCGAAAGCUGUCUACGAACUUUUGACUGCAAUCCUGGACUUUGCUGUGCUCGUCAUUUUUGGACAAAAAUUUGUAAGCCAGUCCUCCUGGAGGGGCAAGUUUGUUCUAGACGUGGCCAUAAAGAUGGUGCUCAAGCUCCAGAAAUUUUCCAGCGUUGUGAUUGUGGUCCUGGACUGUUUUGCCGAAGUCAAAGUACUGGGCCUCGAAAACAUUCACGUUUAAGAGUCUGCCAAAAAAUCUAGUCUUCAAAUACUUGGAAU
This is a messenger RNA of Vombatus ursinus (common wombat), 684 nucleotides long. It is a transcript of the gene DKK4, whose product is annotated as dickkopf WNT signaling pathway inhibitor 4. The transcript is spliced from 4 exons. The record is from RefSeq and is a predicted model, not a curated record. Gene Ontology annotation, biological process: multicellular organism development; negative regulation of canonical Wnt signaling pathway. Gene Ontology annotation, cellular component: extracellular region. Gene Ontology annotation, molecular function: receptor antagonist activity; co-receptor binding. Bases 1 to 666 code for a protein of 221 amino acids. Lineage: Eukaryota; Metazoa; Chordata; Mammalia; Diprotodontia; Vombatidae.